CUCCUUCAGGGCCCAUCUCGGGGCUCGGCUGACCCUGGGUCGGGUGCUAGCUCCAGGUGCGCUGCGGCUGAACCAGGCGGCCCUGGCCCGUGCCUCUGGCCGCCACCUGAGGCUGCUGCCCCGGCAGAGGUACCUGCGGGCAGAGAGGGCUGACGUCAGCGCCCUGGAAAGGAAGAGGAACGUCCUCUGCUGCCUCAUCACCCGCAUCCUCAAACUGGAGAAGCAGCUCCACAUUGACAACCUGGUGUUUAGGGUGAUUGAUGCCUGCCAGAAGGGUGAGCUGGGGCCAGGGCUGCGAUUCCUGAGCUUCUGCUGCCACAGCGUGGAUGUGCUGUCCUGUGUCCUGCACCUGCUGAACCAGGGCUAUCUCCGGCGCCAGGAGGAGAGGCCUCAUGUCUUGGAAUACAUCUCUGCUGAACCCACAACACCUCUUGGGGGCCAGGCACAGAUGGUUUUCCAGAGCAGGCCACCAGAGGCAUCUCCGGAUGAGGACAGCAUAGACUGCCUGUAUGGGUUGAAUCCCGGCAUAGGCAGGUCGGAGGAUUUUCUCAUGGUAAUGCUGCAGGUGCCAAUGGGGCACACGCUUAGUCCAGAGGAGGCAAAGCUGCUCAUGAACCAGACAGUACAGCAGGUCCAGGAUACUCUGAGCAUCCCGGAUGAUGUUGCUCGGCACCUCCUCAUGCACUGCAGGUGGAAUGUGGAUUUCCUGAUCCAGUGCUACGUGGAGAACCGUGAGACCUUGCUCAUCUCCUCUGGGCUGCAAGUGCAGGAUGCCCAGCCUCCCCCAAGCCCAGGAACCCACUGCCCAGUCUGUAUGAACCAGCUGUGUCCCACUGAGAAGCCACCAACCCUCUGUUGCCUGCACUACUGCUGCAAGCCCUGUUGGAGUGAGUAUCUCACGACUCGCAUUGAACAGAACAUGGUUGUCAACUGCACCUGUCCCAUAUCUGAGUGCCGUGCACAGCCAACUACAGCCUUCAUUUGUUCCAUCGUUUCCUCCGAGGAGAUUAUAGCCAAGUAUGAAAAAGCCCUCCUCAGAGGCUAUGUUGAGUGUUGCUCCAACCUGACGUGGUGCACCAACCCUCAGGGCUGUGAUCAGAUCCUCCUUAAGGAUGGACUUGGCUACGGGGCAGCCUGUUCCAAGUGCUCCUGGAUAUCCUGCUUCAACUGCAACUUCCCAGAGGCCCAUUAUCCUGCCAGCUGCAGCCACAUGUCUCAGUGGGUGGAUGAUGAUGGGUACUAUGAGGGAAUGACAAGUGAAGCCCAAAGCAAACAUCUGGCUAAGCUCAUUUCGAAGCAUUGCCCAAGCUGCCGGGCUCAGAUAGAGAAAAAUGAGGGGUGCCUGCAUAUGACGUGUGCAAAGUGUAAUCAUGGCUUCUGUUGGCGUUGCCUCAAGCCCUGGAGGCCGACUCAUAAGGAUUAUUACAACUGCUCUGCUAUGGUGAGUAAAGCAGCUUGGCAGGAGAAGCGUUUUCAGGAUUACAAUGAGAGAUGCACCUUUCAUCAUCAUGCAAGGGAAUUUGCCAUGAGUCUGAGGAACAGGGUUUCUUCCAUCAGUGAGAUGCCAAAAAUUAGGACCUUGACCUUUGUUCUUGAUGCCUGCAAAGUGCUAGAACAGGCACGGAAGGUGCUGGCCUACUCCUGUGUGUACAGCUACUAUAACCAGGACACUGAGAGCAUGGAUGUUGUGGAACAGCAGACUGAGAGCCUAGAGCUGCACACUAAUGCUCUGCAGAUCCUUCUGGAGGAAACCCUGCUGCAGUACCAGGACCUGGCCUCUUCUCUUCAGCUCCUGAAAGCAGAGCAUUUCAGUACUGGUUUGGAGUUGGUACACCAGAUCAAGGAGCGUCUCUUUGCAAUUCUCUGGCACUCCACACAGCAGGAUUUCCAUGUUGGGCUCCAGACUUUGGCAGAUCCUGGUCAGAGAAAGGUGAAAGUCUCAAAUGUGCCUACUUCAGCCCCUGCCUGUAUAGGGCCAAAACGUACCAUCUUGUGCGACUCCCCCAACACAGAUGAAGGUGGCAAAGAGGUUGAAGAUGAGGAGUACGAACCGCAGUGGCAGGAAGACUAUGAUGACGAUGAUGACCUUGAUGAAGACAACUUUCUGUUUGAUGAUGAGUCAGAUAACCUUGAUUGUGACUCCUACUUUGACGAUGAUGAUGCCUAUGACUAGAAGUGGGCUGUCACCCAGCCUGCCAGCCUGGACCUCUGCCUCUACUCUGUCUCGACCAGUUUGUAUUAGUGUCUUUCCGCAAAAGGACAUUUCCUCUGGGGGCUACUUGCUCAGUGACUCCCCUUUAAUAUGCAGGACAUUGCUCUGGACAGAUGGGCUGUGUUACUGUGGCCACCUCUCUCAGAAAGACAUCUGCUCACCUUUCUCCCUUGUCUCCAUUUCUGCCUAUAGGUAUCUAAUUGAGUUAGAAAGUCACAGUCCAGCUGCAAAGUGCGGACUGCUUGCCACCUGUUAAAAGGCUGUUCAGUGUCCUUGGGCAUGCUUUUUUCCAGGAUUGGGCACAGGUGAGUGUGGCAUGUGUCCUAGCAUGGCACUGUCUAAUACAGCCAGUGUCUAGAAAUACCGUAAAGCGAUGCGUUUACACUCAAGUCAAAGCCUCCCAUCUGGAGCUGGUGGGAUUCCCUCCAGAGCCACAGAUGGAUGUGGUUCAGUGCAUUCCUCUAGUUGAGGGGGACAGCUUUUUCUGCUGCUUGAUGGAGUUGUCUUCUCUGCUAUGAAGCAGGAUGGGCUGCUAUGAGUGGCACAAGUCUGUGGGACUGUUUUUAAGUGUAUAAAUGUAUGCACGCACACACAUAUAUGAUAUAUAUAUAUGCACAGAGGUUCUUCAGAUAAUACUUUAUCUUUUCAAAAAAGAAAACCCUGAGGAACAAGGGUUGAAAA
This is a messenger RNA of Haliaeetus leucocephalus (bald eagle), 2893 nucleotides long. Its product is annotated as cullin-9-like. The record is from RefSeq and is a predicted model, not a curated record. Bases 449 to 2173 code for a protein of 574 amino acids. The transcript is spliced from 13 exons. NCBI's taxonomy places the organism in Eukaryota, Metazoa, Chordata, Aves, Accipitriformes, Accipitridae. Gene Ontology annotation, molecular function: zinc ion binding.